Molecule: messenger RNA, 1731 nt
Organism: Triplophysa dalaica
Lineage: Eukaryota; Metazoa; Chordata; Actinopteri; Cypriniformes; Nemacheilidae
Product: gastrula zinc finger protein XlCGF57.1-like
Exons: 3
Coding region: 247-1584 (445 amino acids)
Biological process (GO): regulation of transcription by RNA polymerase II
Cellular component (GO): nucleus
Molecular function (GO): RNA polymerase II transcription regulatory region sequence-specific DNA binding; DNA-binding transcription factor activity, RNA polymerase II-specific
Source: RefSeq, a predicted model, not a curated record
UAUGUGAAUAAAAUAAACAGAUGUACAUCUUAACGCGGCGUAUGAACAUUCGGCUGUAUUACUUUAACACAAUAAUUCAUCAAAAAAGAGCUGAAGAACAGAGCUGUGUGCACUUUUCCUUCACCUCGGGGUGUUAUUCAAGUGGCCAUAAAAAAGCAAAAAUCUGUUCGUACAAAUUAUUCUGCAAUUGAAGUGGCUGCUUCAUCCAAAUUUAGGACCAACUUCUUUGUGAAGUGAUGUAAAAACAUGGAGAUUGUUAAAGAGGAGAUUGAAGACAUAAGUGUUUCAAAUCCAUGCGGAGUGAAAAGUGAAUAUACUAAGGAACAAACAGAUCUUGUGGGACUUAAAGAUGAAAGUGGCGAACCGAAGGGACUGGAGGAGACACAUCAGUAUCAGAAAACUCAUCGUUUCAAAAUGGAAGAAAUAUCAUCCGAUUGCUGGCAGAUAAACAAUACGAAAACAAGAGAAUCUUUCACUUGCCCUCAGUGUGAAGAUGUCUUUGCUGUGAAAACAGACUUUGAGCUGCACAUAAGAGUCCACAGGGGGGAAAAGCUUUUUACAUGCCCUCAGUGUGGAAAACAUUGCUUGAGCAAAGCACAACUUGUAGAGCACAUAAGAACUCACAUUAAAGGAGGACGCCAAUACCCAUGUCUUCAGUGUGGAAAGAGUUUUAAACAGAGAUGUUUGCUCAAUGCCCACAUAAACAUUCACACCGGAGAGCGCCCAUACCCAUGUCCUCAGUGUGGAAAGAGUUUUAGACGGAGUAGCACGCUUACUGAUCACAUUAAAAUUCACUCUGGAGAGCGGCCGUACACGUGUGUUCAGUGUGGAAAAAGUUUUAGACUGAGUAGGAUGCUUAAUGACCAUGCUAGAAUUCACUCAGGAGAGCGGCCAUACACGUGUCCUCAGUGUGGAAAGAGAUUUAAACAGAGUGGUGCGCUUAACAACCACAUAAAAAUUCACUCUGUAGAGCGUCCGUACCCUUGUCCUCAGUGUGGAAAGAGUUUUCGAACCAGUAGUUUGCUUAAUAUCCACAUGAACAUUCACACUGGAGAGCGCCCGUACCCCUGUGUUCAGUGUGGAAAGAGUUUUAGACAGAGUGGUGCGCUCAAUACCCACAUGAGAAUUCACUCUGGAGAGCGCCCAUACCCGUGUCUUCAGUGUGGAAAGAGUUUUAGACAGAGCAGUGCGCUCAAUACCCACAUGAGAACCCACUCCGAAGAGCGCCCAUACAAUUGUGUGGAAUGUGGAAAGAGUUUCAGACAGAAUUGUAAUCUUAAUCACCACGUGAAACUUCAUUCUAGCGAGGGUCCAUACACGUGUCCUCAGUGUGGUAAGGAUUUUAUAAAUAGUAGUAAGCUUGACAACCACAUGAAAAUUCAUUCUGGAGAGAGUCCAUACACGUGUCUUGAGUGCGGUAAAAGCUUCACAAACCAAAGUCAUUUUCGGAUCCACAUGAGAGUUCACACUGGAGAGCGGCCAUAUUCAUGUCUUCAGUGUCCAAAGAGAUUCUCGCAGAAAGGAGGUCUUAAGGUCCACAUGAGAAUUCACUCCAGAGAGACUCUAAACACAUCUUCUGUGUAGGAAAACAUGGAAACACUUCAGCCGAUUCCAAGUUGUCCUCAAUUGGAUGAAUUCUACAGGAAUUUUCAAACAAACACUGGUUUCGCACCAAGUGCAGUUCGGUUUAUGUUAAUCAGAAUGCACAAUAAAAAACGUGAUUUUUGUAAA